AUGUUUCUCCACUCGGGAGCAAGCCUUCACGGGCACGAGUUUUCUUUAAAGAAAUCUGCGUCUGCAGAAGCUCAAGCAGGUGCCCGUCGGUCACCAUUGCUCUUCUCCCCCUUCCGUCCCUCUCCCACACGCGCCUCGACGGCACCUAUCAACUCCGACUCCCCACAGCUGCGAUCAUGUUUACCGCAGCAAAGACCAGAACUCCGAAAGCGGUCCCCCACGAUAGAAGAACCGGUCGUUCGCUUUCAUGAGCCACUGGUGGUUGAGGAGAUAAAGUUGGAGUCGGCGAAUGCCACUGUUACUGUUGCUUCGUCUGUUACCGAGGGUGAUGGCUCAUGCUCCGAGGCUGAGGGCAGUGAGCUGGGGAGGACUUUGGCUGUCCCCGUAACAAAGAGCGCGGGAAGAAGGCGCCAAAAACAAACACGGCGAACCAACACUUUCUGUAUAGCCAGGCCGCCGCCACGGCUUGUCAAGAAGAGGUUGAUGCAACAAAUCAGACCUAAGCUUUUAUUACAGCUACAUCAUAUAUCAGCAGAUCGGCGCCCCACCCCGGUACUGGACGUCUUCCCCGCUGCCACCAUAGACAGCCCUGUUGUUGGUGGAAGGCUAGCCGUCAGAUUCCCCCGAGUGUUUGGCGUUGGGAGCAAGGGGUCGACGCUGGGGUCGCAAGAUGUGAUACUUUUCCGGAGUGAGGAGUAUUGCAGUACUUCAACUUGCGGGAGCACUACCGACGUUCCGACAGACGACGGUAGCUUGAGCCGCAGGGAUUUGGUGGCCGUGCUCAGCCCUCUGCGACGUGAGGAUCGGACCGAGAUUGUCUUAAGUGACGGCAACGUGUGGACAGCUAGACGUCUUCCUAACGGCUCAUUCGAGUUCCAGCACACCGACGACGAAGGGUCUACCAAGACGGCACGCUGGGUUAAGAGGGGCGGAAGUGGAACAAUGAGCCCGAGCAACGUGUCGGUUCGGGAAUUUGGCGGAACGGAUCUUAGCAGCCCUAUCAGUCUUUCAAGCUGCGGAACUUUUGUGUCUACCGAGUACAAGUACACUUUCAGUGUCAUAGACCCCACGAUGCGUCGGCAUCCCAUCAUAGCGUCCUUGACGAGGGAUGCACUCAACAUCAACGAAACUUACACCACGGUUUCUGCCAAGCCGGCAUCGGCUGAGAAGGAUGAAGAAUCUGGAGAUGAAACCGAAACCGAGGAACCUGUGAUCAAAUCCGAGCGUCACACACUGCCGGUGGACGAAAACCUGCGCAGCUUGAUAUCUAUCACGGCUCUUUGGGUCACACUAUGCCUGGACGGAGUCAUGCCAGCGACUGAUCCAACACGUGGAAACGGACAGUCUCGCUCCCGCAGCGGCUCGUUGAAUUCCCAACAGACCAGCCCGCUCGGGUCUCCAAACCGCCGUCAGACCAUCUCGUGCGCGUCGGCCAAUGGCGAUUCGUGCCAGCCCGUCACUCUACCCCAGAGGGCGACGAGCACGGGCGCGGCCUAUAUGCAGCGCCGCAUCCAGAUGUCAGACGCCAGCGACUCGGAACGUUCGGCGAGUCGCAGCAACAGCAAGGGACGCCGGGUUUUGAGGGGGCACUUUGUGUGUCGCCAGGCAAGCUUCGGUCAAUCGAUCACGGCUCCUGGGAGCGACGGUUCCGCGUCGACCCGCCCUUCCUCUAGGGAGGGGAAGCCUGCGGAUCCUGCACCAUCCAUGUUUGUUGCCAAGCACAAGAGGUCAGCAUCAGGAGAGGUCAUGCCGACCGCGCCCAAGGAACCUCAUCAGGGGAGAAGGGUACAGUCUGCAUUCUAUACCACCACACCUAUAAAGGUCCCUGAACACGAAGACGAUCAUUACGAUGCGGACCUCGCUGGUCUGGCGUUGCAGACUACCAAACCCGAGGUGAAUGAAGAAGCGGUAGAACAGAACGCUUUAGCCAGGAAGUGGAAGAAGUUUGGACAGUGGAUCCGGCGGUUCGGGCGAUAG
This is a messenger RNA of Pyricularia grisea, 1977 nucleotides long. RefSeq lists its product as uncharacterized. Bases 1 to 1977 code for a protein of 658 amino acids. The record is from RefSeq and is a predicted model, not a curated record. Lineage: Eukaryota; Fungi; Ascomycota; Sordariomycetes; Magnaporthales; Pyriculariaceae. The transcript has a single exon.